AUGGAGGUUCAGCUCAUAUCUAGAAAGCUAAUAAAACCAUCAGUUCAAACUCCUUCUCACCUUCAGAAUCUGAACAUAUCAUUUCUCGAUCAGCUUGCUCCAUCACUGUAUGUAGCCAAUAUUUUCUACUACCCUAACCACCACCAUGAAAUCAUCAAAAACAUCGACAGGCUAGUGAAAUCCUUGUCCGAAAUAUUAACCCUCUUUUACCCUCUAGCGGGAAGAUACAUCAAAGAUAAUCUCUCAGUUGAUUGUAAUGAUGAGGGGGUGGAACUCUUGGAGGCCAAAGUUGAUGGAGUAGACCUCACACAAAUUUUCCAGCAGGAUCCCAAUAGUAAUCUUGAGCUGCUGGCUCAUUUUGUUCCCUGUAUAUCUGAUAGAAUUACAAUCUCGACAUCCAUCAAUGCAUGGGCUACAACAUUCCGAGAAGGUGGGAUUAGUGAUCAAGUUCCUCGUCCAAGAUUUUAUUGCUCAUUUCUCUUCCCACAAAGAGAUUUACGUCUCAAUCUUCCACCAGCACCAAAAGUCCAUUCGAAGAUUGUCACAAAAGUAUUUGUGAUUAACAAGGAAGCCAUAGACAAGCUGAAAUCUAAAAUUAGUGGUGGUAGCGAUUCAGGGGUCAAGUACCAUCCGUCGCGCUUGGAGGUGGUCACAACACUUGGAUGGAAGGCUCUCAUUGGUUCCGCUAAAGCACAGCGCGGACACCUGAGGGCAUCUUCACUUCUUCAGAUAAUGACUUUGAGAGGAAAGGUGAGUAUGCCUUUACCUGAAAAUGCUUGUGGAAACAUGUAUAUGCCUUUCAUUUCUAGAUUCAGUACAUAUGAUAAGAACAAUAAGUUAAAGUUAACUGACAUUGUGAGUCUGCUGAGGGAUGCAAAGAGGAAAGCCAUGUCAGAUUGCACAAAUGCAAUAAACAGUAAUGAUGUGUUUUCAAUGGACAACAAAUCCGGAGAUGGAAUUGAGGCAUGGAUGAACUUAAAGGAAAUUGAUAUGCUUCACUUCCAACAAGAUCCAGACAUCUUGGCCUUGACCUCCUCACAGGAGUAG
Populus nigra (black poplar) is the source of this 1047-nucleotide messenger RNA. Its product is annotated as acetyl-CoA-benzylalcohol acetyltransferase-like. Lineage: Eukaryota; Viridiplantae; Streptophyta; Magnoliopsida; Malpighiales; Salicaceae. The record is from RefSeq and is a predicted model, not a curated record. The coding region runs from base 1 to 1047 and encodes 348 amino acids. The transcript has 3 exons.